Messenger RNA from Argiope bruennichi, 7356 nucleotides. Its product is annotated as mucin-3A-like. The record is from RefSeq and is a predicted model, not a curated record. The transcript has 13 exons. Lineage: Eukaryota; Metazoa; Arthropoda; Arachnida; Araneae; Araneidae. Bases 237 to 7235 code for a protein of 2332 amino acids.
UAGCGCGCGUCCAUGCCGUGUCGGCGGCAUAGACGCACAUUAUCUCUCCGGUGAAUGAUGACAAAAGCACAGAUGCAGAGGAUGCGAUGCUGAUGCUGAUGAGGGGGAAGUAAUGGACACGCUCGGGCUGAUCAAGUGAAUGUCAGGGACGGGAUGCGAGGGGACAUCGAACCCUCUGACCUGUCCCCCCAGAGGGAGAGAGACUCCGAAAUCACAAACAGUUGACGCCGGUUGUCAUGGAGAUGGCAGCAGCUCUCCACGGGCAAGUCCACAUGCUGAUGCUGUGUGUAUGCGGGACCGUGAUCAUGCUUGCCGCACAUACCACACAAGGCAUUUCUGUCCUCAAAAGAAGCGCCCAAACCCCUCCAUGGGCCAUCAAGCCUGCUCUUUAUACUUACAUACCAAAAAGGUUCCUCCGAAUAUGGGCAGAGAAACAGGAUGAGUUGAUGAUGGAAGGUCCAUCAGGAGAUGGUCCACUAGACGCUUGGGACAGUCCUUUAUUACAAGCGGAGACAUCAAAGACUUCCGAUGAUUAUGCGACUCGAUCACCACUGCCGGAAGAUAUACUUUCCAGCCAAUCAGAGCCCUUUCCCUCCAUUAUAGAUACAGAAAUAGAAUCUUCAGAGACAUUCAUAGAAGAAUUUAUUAGAAGAAGCUCUGUUCUCUUUCAUGGGCCUUCCUCUUUGCUCAACACUCUCGUUUUCAGACCCAGCAUACCAAAAGAACCCCUGCCAUCUAUCAUUCCGACACCAACAAUGAGUUCUUCAAACUUUGCUCAAACAUCACUUUAUGAUCUCCGCGCAUCUUGGACAGAGAUAGAGGAGGUGGCUUCAUUUUUCAAAAUUAGCAGCAGACGUGCGCUGUCGUAUUCCCCCAGUGAGAUGUUUGGUAUCAUCACUGCCAUUUCAGCCACUUAUAUUUAUCAGGAAGAUUCAAAUGCGCUGACCAUCAGUCCAUCAAUUGUUGUAUCAGGAUAUCCUUUCAAUUCAUUGCCUUCCAACGAAGCAAGUCGUUUAUCUGAAAGCAAGUUUAAUCAACGAAAUGUUACAUAUCAUUUCAAUACAUCCGUCCAUUUACAAAACUCUGAAGCAUCAUAUUUUAAUAUCUCAUUUAAAACUCCCAAUUCAACUGAAAGUUACCAUUCUGUAUCUAAAAUAAAUCCCUCAUUUUCAACUGAUUUAUUUUCGCUCGGAGUUUCUGAAGCUUUUACUGAUAGCAGAUUUAAUUUGUCUUUUUCAAAAAAGUUUAGUAUUAUUGAGCAUUCCCAAACACAAGGAACUUCUUUACUUCAUUUCACCAAUUCACUUUACCAAUUAACAGAUACCGCCUUAAUCAACCCUGCUGCUUCCACUCUGUGGAACUAUCACAGAACAUCCCUCACAGUUCACACAUCAAAACUGAGUACUGAAGCAUAUUAUUUCAGCAAUAACACUGUGGGCAGUUCUUUUAUUGAAUCUUUGCUCUUACAACAAUCCACAGGUGUGAUACCUUUAAUAACACCUCAGCGUACAUUCUUCAUGAGCAAUGUAGAAACUACGGUGACAAUUAUAGACAACAAAGAUGCGCCUUUUACGUAUUUGCUGCCCACUCUGACUGUCACAGGCACGACUUUUAGUGGGACUUACGAAAUACUCACCAGUUUUCUAGAAGAUUUUAGCUUUAUUCAUUCACUAGAAAGUGAUAUGGAAGGGGCAAUUUUUAAUGACUUUUCUACUUUUAAGCAUGUAUCUUUAAAUUUUGAUACCUUUUCUACCACAGAAUCUAUUCAAGGAUUGAAAUCACCAUUUUCUCACAUAUCAAUAGGAAACAUAAUUUCUGUCAGUUCUUCUGUAUUGGAAAAUCAGAUGGAUGUUUUGCAAUCGAAAUCAGUAAAUCAGUUUCCAUUCUCUCCUACCUUUAUAUAUCCAUACUUUUCCAUGACUGAUCUCGUUUCAGAUGGAAUGAAAGAAGCGGGGAUCACUUCAGAAAUGCCAUUUAAAAGUUACUCGGUCUCCGAAAUGACAUCCUUGUCUCCACUUUCAGUUUUCAGUGAAAUUGUUUUUAAUAAGACAGAGUACUUCAAUGAGCCGUCAAAAACUUUGAUAAAUGUGGCAAAAUCUGAUAUGAAAAACGCUGAUAUUUCUUCAGUUGAUGAAACGGAAUCUUAUCCGAUAGUCACGCUGAAUAUUUCUUUUCAGUAUUCACCAAGUCCAACAUUUUCUAACAUUCUUCUUACUUCUGUAUUCGAGCAUAAUGCAACACUCUUUCAAAUUAAUAAGCAGCCUGCUUCAUUAUCGAGCAGUUUUCAUACCGAAAAACAAAUUGACUCAACGUGGAAAUCCACCGCAGUUUUGAGAAAUGAAAUUACAGAACAAAGGGAUAGAUUUAAAAGUGAAAAAACACCUUUCGAACAUUCAAAAGAAUUGCAGCUCUUUUCUUCGACAAUUAAAGAUGAAAUCACCUCAGAUUCCGUGGAUAAUUUUUUGGAUACUUUUACUCAUCAUAUUACGGUAAGAUCUUUAAGAAAUACAUUUAGUUUUGACAUUUUAACUCGAGAUAUUUCAAUAUCAAAUGGUGCCAGAAGCGGUGACACGCAUGUAAUAGAAAGAUCUUUUAACCCCAUUUCUACAACAAGAUAUGUUUCCAAUGUGCAGAUUGCUGAAAUAGCUCCAACCUCGUCAUCAUUGUUUCUGCUGCCAAAAGAAAUCAUCGCUAGCACGCCAUUGUAUUCUAAACAUUUAUUAAACGAUGAAUCAACUACAAAAUCAAAAAUAAGUGAAAUAUAUAUUCUGGAAUCCUCAUUUAUACCUUUCAAAACAUUUUCUGAAAAUCUAUUUCAAUCUCAAUAUACAGAACAUUUCACCGAACAUUAUUUCUCUUCAAAUAGCCAUAUUACUAUUUUGCCAUAUAAUCAGUCUGGUUUUAUGGAAAUUCAUACCGUAGAGAAUUCUACUUUACCUGUUAUUUUCAAAGAAAUUAAUGCAAGCGAAACAUUUUCCGAUCCUAUGAAAAGCAUCGAAACAUCUAUAAACGUUCAUCCAUUGGACAGUUGGUUUUCAGAAGAUUUUGAAGUCAAAAAGAGCUUCAAGCCUUCGAUUUUGCCGUCUGAAUCUUCAUCGGAACCAAUGGAAAUAAUAACUUCGAUGCUUUUUACAUACAGUCAAUGGACCUCAGUGAUUCCUAUUUCAGUAUAUGAAGAAUAUUCUAUUCAGCUGGAUAAUCAUUCAUUGGAAAGUUCGAAUGAACCUUCAGAAACACUUGGUAGCACGAUAUCUUUAAUUAAUAAAGAUGAGUCCAGAGAAAUCGUCCUAAAAUCUGAAUCUGAAGAGAGCAGAAUGCUAAUGAGCUCUGAAAGGGUUUUAAAUAAAUUUGUAUCAGAAAUUCAUUUGUCACCAACUUUGCCUUUGUCAAGCAUUGGUCCUGAAACCCUCUCCUCAAACGCAGACUCCGCUUUUAACCAUGAAGAGCCUAAGCGUUCUUAUUUUGAAUUCCAUGAGAGUACUCGUAUUCUUGAAUCAGAAAUAACACUUUUAACUCCUGGAUUAUUUUAUUCUUCAGAUUAUGUCCGAAGUGCCAUUUAUGAUUCGUCUGAAGCAAGUAGUGAUAACUUCAAUGACUCAACAAAGCUAAUGUUAGAUUUUUAUCAAUCGUCGUUACAAGGCAACUUAUUCUCUUCGUUACAACCGGAAUUUUCGUUCGUUUCAUCUCCCUCUGAAAAAGCAUCUUUCGGCUCCUUCACAGUUUCAGAAUAUUCUGAAAAGAGCAAAGUAAAAGAAUCUGCUAUAGAAAUUUCAAAUGACAGACCUCUGUCCUCAAAAGUUGUUUCUUUCACUCGUAUCCAGCAAACUAAGAGUAUUCCCCAGGUGGAACAAGUCUCUUCAGCCGUCGAAAAUUCUUUUUCGGAAAUGAGUGUUUUAGAUUUGCGUGAACUUUCCUUUUUAUCUAAAGAAUCGAGUCCAUUAUGGUCACAAGAUUUACUUACAACAGUGAAGCACUCAAGGAGUAUGAGUUCACUGUUGUCCAAUCAUGUGACUGGAAGCUCUUUUUCUGCCCAUUUAACUUCAGGAGAAUUGUUAACUAACGAUUUUCAUCAAACAAAUUUAGUUCUUUCGAGCGUCAAGGAAUUAGAAAGCAUCAAAUCCGAAACUUCUCGAGAACUUUCUGGCUUAAUCUUUACCCCUUCAACAUAUGUUCCUUCCUUCUUAUCAAUGGUUCCACCUUCAUCAAUAACCAGCUAUAAACAACCCGUAAGCAUACAUUCUAAUAAUCAUGAAGUUCCGUCUCACCAUUUUCCUUCAUUUUCUUCUGCAUACAGUUACACUUUAGAGAGAAAUGCAUGGAAAUCAUUAAUUUAUGCAAGUAACAAAGAACCUUCAAUAAUGGAAUCUUAUUUUCCUCUGUCAAGAGCUAUACCCAUUUUUUCCAGCAGACUGUCAUCUACGCAAGCGGCAUCGAUAUCAGCUUCUUCAAUACAACCAACAAGUGUCGAAUCUUAUUUCCCUGAAUCAUUGCUUUCGCCAACAAUGUCCACCAUUUUGUCAUCUGAACUUUACCCUCCAGCUUCUUCAAAAACUAUCGAACUCUUAAGUAUAGGAUCUUACCAUCCAAUACCUAUGGUAUCCCCAUCAUUUUGGACUUCUUCUUUGCCUAGUUAUGUAACUCCCCUUUUAACACAAACUUUAUCAAAGACUCUCAGCUCAGCGAGGGUAAAAGAUCCCGUAAAUAAAGACUCUAAUGAAUUUGAAUUGCAUUUUCCCCUAACAUUAGUAACCCCAAUUGUAACACAUUCAGACAAUUAUGAUAUAUCUGCACUAUAUUCAAAAAAAGAACCAAAGAAUAUAGAUUCUGUGCCUCCUCAGUCUAGAAAUUUCUUUAUUAGAACAGUUUCUCGGAUUCUCAACCCUUCUGAUUUAAAGUUUCUAUCGACGCCAUCUUACAGGAAAAUUCAAUCAAUUCAAAGUACUGAAUUUCAAAGGAAUAAAAUGUCUAGCUUUUUUCGAAGUCUAUUGGUUCCACAGGCUAGUUUUUGGUCAAUGAAACCACAGUUUGAUGUAAUACCAUCUACAACUCUUCAUCGUCUACAAAGUACCAUAUCCAGAGUCAAACCGACAUCUGGGAUAGAGUUAUCUCCUGUGAUUCUUAGAACAGAAGUGAGUUCCACUUGGCUUGGAGAUUUCAGCACAGUUUCUGAUAGCAGCAAUGUCAUCUUGGUUCCAGUUCUUCCCAUCAGCUCGUUCCUCAAUGUAAACGAAACAAAAAACGAAAGUGGGACCAGCAAUAGAAGUCAUCCGAACAAAUCGCACUCAAAUGGCGAAAGUGAAGCAGUUCCCACACGAAACACUUUUCUCUUCAAAGAUAAUCACUAUUGGAUACUUACAGUUCUCGAAGCUCCGGCGAAAGGGCAGAUGCCCGAAAAUUUCAGCCAUGUCAUGGAAAAUCGGCUGGCUAACGCCUACAGUGAAGCCUUCCGCAGCUGGCUGCCAAAGAAAGAGGGUGCUAAAGAAGCAAAGGACAUAAUCGUGGUAAAAAUCCUUAGUGUGACAGACGACAUUUUGCUGAGGCAGCUGGAUAUCGUGUACGUCGUAGAAAAAGGCGGUUCCCUCGUGCCCGCCGCUGUUGCAGCCGAAUAUCUCAACUCUUUACGGUUUGAGCAGCUGAGGGAAUUUCUGGGAUAUCAUGCCAUCGAAAAGGCUAGACCCUAUCGUCCUCCUGGCAAUGACGUGAGCAGGCCCGUGGGCUCCCCGCUUCCCGUGCUAGCCAUCGUGGGUGGCGUGCUGUUGGCUCUCCUGUUCAUCUUCUGUGGCGUCUGCCUCUACUGCCGUUGCUGCAGGCCGAAACCCGCGCCCUCGACACCGGGGUCCUCCGCCAGUGGUUCGCUACAGAGGUCACUCUCUAAAUACGGGCAGCACAACAGAAAACACCUAUUUCGUGAGAUGACUCACCAAUUGACAGCUGAAAUGGCUGCUCAAAUCAAACAUGGAUCUACAGCGCCUGAUGCCUAUUUCCCAGAAAAGUCAACUCUUUCUGGCCGAAGUCUACCAGCGCUACCUCGAGAAUCCGAAGAUUCAGAAAAAAAAGCAGAUACCUCGAUGAAGAUGCUGAAAAUCUUAGAAAAUAAAGAGGCCUCCACCAGUCCCCUUCCCGGCAAACAGUUCGGAGGCCCAAACGGAGCUUUGCAAAGCAGCGACACCAGCUCCUCUGAGAAGAAGAAGCCUCCUGCCAAACCCAAGAAACGACGGAAGGUCAAAGAUUCUGGCGAUCAAGCCUCCAGAAAUGCCGUCACCGAUUCGGUGGAGCCGGCGAAGGAAUCGAAGCUGGAAUCUCCACCGCCCACUCCCCCACCUAAGAGAGACAUGUCCAUCCCCUUUGCUGAUCACUCGCCCGAUGCGGGCGCUUCCAGCAGACACCCUUCCACUCAACCGAAUUCUUCCUCGGAGAAAGAGGCCGAGAGUGAAGGUUCGCACGCCGAGCUGCUGCCGCCUAUCCAGGAUUUGAUCGAGCGAUCCAAGACGGAAAGCGAAGCGGCGGCCGCGGAGGCGCAGAUGCACCUGUCGAGGGUGAGGCAGAGGAUAUCGGAGUUGCUGGACGAUGCUUUCGCAUUGGCGGGUGGGAGAAGGCUUUAUGGAAGCUUGCGAAGCAAGAAAAUAGAACCAGCCACAGAAGUUUUGCCUAGGUUUGGAAGUUUCAGAUCACGGUCAGCAACAGGAGGAGAACUGACGACUGUCAAACGUCAAGGGAAUAUAACCGAGCAACGCCCCAUUUCGGAAGGUGGACAAAAGCUACUCGGUGUUCUGACGGACGAAGGACAGCUCAUUACUCAUCCACCUCCAAAACUGGUCUGGGAACGAGAUGAAAGAUAUUCUCUGCAAAACAUCGAAAGACCCCUAGGAAAUGAAAUGGUGGAAGCUCGGAACAGAAAUAUCAACCUUUUCCCGUUCCAGCCCCAAAGAAUUCAACAACUUCCUGCACUUCCAUCCUCAUCUUCACUACCUCUUCUGGACACACUGUUGGAGUCCGGACAGGAUGCCGCCGGGAUUACUCCGACCCGCGUUCUUCGAGAAGCCGCUUCAGAACUCUACUUGCCCUUCUCUGCCAAGAUGAAUUCAGCAACCGGUGACCAAUACGAUGAACUGGAUGUGGUCAACGCACUCAGAAACGGCGAACCGGUCGAAGCCUUGAUCCAAGCCAUCAAGGAUGAACUGCAGAGAUUUGCUGGCUCAUUGCCUGGAACAGAGGACGGUGAGAGCAACGCUUAGUGAAACUUUCUUACAGUGCUGGUAGAACCGACAACUUUUGUAACCCAGUGGAUUUUGUGCUCUUGUAUGAUUUUAAAAUUGCUGUUCUUAAAUAAAAUGAGUUCUUUUUAACUUUCGAAAA